Panicum virgatum (switchgrass) is the source of this 1029-nucleotide messenger RNA. RefSeq lists its product as uncharacterized. The record is from RefSeq and is a predicted model, not a curated record. The transcript has a single exon. Lineage: Eukaryota; Viridiplantae; Streptophyta; Magnoliopsida; Poales; Poaceae. Bases 191 to 898 code for a protein of 235 amino acids.
AGAAUGCAUAAUCAGUGCCUGUCAGCCUGUGGAUUGGUUCUCAUGAACUGAUGGAAGUCCCAGCAGCCUGCUUGUUAUAUAUGCUGGUCUCUGGUGUCUUCACUUGUGCAGCCUAACGACGAGCAGCUAAUUGUAGCUAGCGAAGCCCCAGUUUGUGACGAGGAGCUACAGCCAGGGGUGGCUGAACUGCAUGCUCAUGGCGAUGGAGGAGAACUUGUCGUGGUGGCCGCUGCCGGCAUGGAUGAGCCCCGGCGCGGCGCUGUUCCUGUUCUGCAACGUGCUCGUCGGCGCCAUCGUGGUCACCUCCCGCGGGGGGCAGGGCGCGUCCACCACGCGGAGGCUCUGCCGCAGCGCGUCGUCCAUGGUCCUCGGCCGGCUCCGGUCCUUCACCAUGUUCUCCGUCCUCUUCGAAGAGGGCUACCACCCGUCCCUGGAACUGGAAGCCGAGGAGGAGCAGCAUCAACCGGCCGUCGCGGAACCAGCGAGCGCGGCCGCCGCCACAGCAUCGACGACGUCCGAGAGCGCCGCCGCUGAGGAAGUGGCUGGAGGCAACGGGAAGGACAACAUGCCCGUCUGCUCGGAAGAGGCUCAUGGGCCGGCAAGGCUAUCGUCACCGCCAUCAGUUGCUGUCUCCGCCGCCGCCGCCGAGGCAACAGCGGCAGCGGAGCGGCCGGCGGCGACGGUGGCGGAGUCGAUCAUGCAGCGCGCGCGAGCGUGCCGGCGGGAAGUAGUGGAGGAAGCGCUGGAGGGGAAAGCGGCGCUGAACGCGCGGGCGGAGCUGUUCAUCCGGCAGUUCCGGGAGGACCUCAAGCUGCAGCGCCUCAACUCCAUUGUCAACUACACCCGCGCGCUCCGCCGCGGCGCCGGCGCUGGCCCGGCAACGGCCGCCGGCCAGUAGAUGUGCUUGCACGCCUCCGGUGGGCAACUGUUUUGUUUUGUUCCUGCACGAGAGUAUGAGAACACAAAUUUGAAUUUCGACGUUUGUAAGCAAGGUUUGCCUAUUAUAUAUGGGUAAAAAAGUUCUCUAUA